GACUCCUCAACCAUUCCCCACUCGUUCAAUCAAUCUUCUCUCUUCAACAGUAGCAACAGUUCACCGAAAGAUUCUCAAAUUCAAUGGCGCCGAAAGCAGAAAAGAAGCCGGCGGAGAAGAAGCCAGCCGCCGAGAAAGCCCCGCCGGCGGAGAAGAAGCCGAAAGCCGGUAAGAAGCUACCGAAAGAAGGAGGCGCCGCCGCCGCCGGAGAUAAGAAGAAGAAGCGGACGAAGAAGAGCGUGGAGACUUACAAGAUCUACAUCUUCAAGGUGCUGAAGCAGGUGCACCCUGACAUCGGGAUCUCGAGCAAGGCCAUGGGGAUUAUGAACAGUUUCAUCAACGACAUCUUCGAGAAGCUUGCGCAGGAGGCGUCGCGGCUGGCGCGUUUACAACAAGAAGCCGACGAUAACAGCUCGUGGAGAGAUGAGAAGGAAGCACUCGAGCAGCAGCUGCAAAUGGUUUUGAUGAACAGCGAUCAAAUGUUGGAUUGCACGGCGUCGGAUUUGGCAUUGGAGGAUACCAUAUAUGCUUUGGACAAGGCUGUGCAGGAAGGAGCAGUGCCAUUCGAUCAGUACUUGAGGAAUGUGCGGCUUUUGGCACGAGAGCAGUUUUUCCAUCGUGCCACGGCAUCCAAAGUUAGGGCCAUCCAAUGCAGGCUCAGCUUCACAUUGGGCAUUAUGAAAGUUGAUACAGUUCUGUAUUUUUGUCUCAAUGAGUUUAUAGGUUAUUUGGAUUAA
This is a messenger RNA of Andrographis paniculata, 737 nucleotides long. RefSeq names its product protein ELC-like. Bases 84 to 737 code for a protein of 217 amino acids. The transcript has 4 exons. Lineage: Eukaryota; Viridiplantae; Streptophyta; Magnoliopsida; Lamiales; Acanthaceae. Gene Ontology annotation, biological process: nucleosome assembly. Gene Ontology annotation, cellular component: nucleosome. The record is from RefSeq and is a predicted model, not a curated record. Gene Ontology annotation, molecular function: protein heterodimerization activity; DNA binding; structural constituent of chromatin.